AUGAAACGGAAGGUGGUUGAAGUCCCCAGUCCAGUUGGUGGCAGUAGUGCACCUCAAGACGAAGAACUAGAAGCUGUAGAAAGCAUAGCUGCUAGUAAAAACGCGCGCAGCCGCGCACCUUUCGUUCGCUCGCAAUCGCGCUACGUAACAGCAAUGUCUGCUCAACAGCAAAGAACAUUAACCGAGGCAGCGGGCUUGCUGAGCACCAUAUUAGCCUCAGCGGAGUCCAUACGAACCCUGUCAAAUGCCACCACACUCGGGCAGCAACCGACCGUUGCAACUCCAAGUGUGGUGGACACGAUGGACAGCCACCUAGCCUCGCUCUUCCCUACCCGCCAGCGUAGCGGCGUGCCAAUGCCAACUGCAGGUCACUUAUUGCCAACUGCAGGUCCAGUAAGAAGAGAACGUGCUCCACCACGUUAUCAAGCACAGCAAUGUUUCAGAACAUGGACGUCAGGCACAAGGAGAACAAGAGCUAGGUAUCAGCAACAUGACCAUUUCAACAAGGACAUAAUACUACUGCCCAAUCCAUCAUGGGAUGCAGUGUGCAAACAACAUCCAAAAGUAUGGUUACACAAGCACGGGCAUAUCCUCAAUGCCUUUGAAAUACAAAAGGCUUGGGACCACCAGACUGUUAUGGAACGCAUCAGGAAUGGCUUUGGUGAUCGUCUCCCUGAGGAUGUCGGCCUCCAAUUCCUAAUGGCAUGUGGCAAUAAGCUGGUGACCCGUACACUCCAAGAGGGUCAGGAUCUGAAUGGGAUGCUAAUCCAUAAGGUUUAUAAAACCAAAACCCUGUAUGUGAGACCAUCAAGGACCCUUCUAACUGACUCGGAGUCGGAAGAUGAAGACGAACUUUCCCACAUCACUCCCAGAUCAAUGUCGAGCAUGCAUUCAUCUAUUAAGGACAGUGAUGAGGAUUGUUUUGAAGUGUCUGGUCAACAAAUCCUAACAAGCAUGAGCAGCCAUGGCACCACAAGGGCCUCUACAAGAAGUUAUGAUGAAGAUGGCAACCCUGGCUCCAACUGUGACGCAGAUGAAGCCAGAUCCAAUGCCACCAACCACACUGCCGACAGUGCUGCUAGAAGUGGCGGUAACCCUGGCAUUAGUGGCCUUGACGGCGGCUGCCUUGCAAGAACUGAUGGCAACCCUGCCACAAGCAGUCAUGAUGAAGACUACUCUUCAUAUUUGACACUCAUGGCUACUCUUCCAGAUGACAGCUCAGAUGACGAGGAAUUACAGCAAGCGAUAAUGGCGAGUAUGGAGAGUCAGAUUGCAGAAAAGAUCCCGGUUCAAGAGAUACUCAUGGAACUUUCAAGCAAAGUUAGCACAAAACAGCAAUGCAAAUUUAAUAUAAAUCGCUCUGCUGUCUGGGAGGGUGCCAUGCGGGGCUUCAAAAGGGUAUCUUAUGACCCCAACUUGAUGAUGUGUGUAAAAUUCUCUGAUGACAUGGGGAGAAAUGAAGAAGGUGUUGAUUUAGGAGGGCCAAGGAGGGAAUUCCUUAGGCUGCUGAUGGAGACCAUUGCCAGGUCACCCAUGUUUGAGGGAAAAGAAAGCAGCAAAAACUUAGCUCUCGACAGUACUGCUCUAAGAGAGGAUUGGUACUAUACAGCUGGAAGAGCCAUUGCUGUAAGCUUAGUACAUGGAGGUCCACCACCUAACUUCCUCUCCCCAACAGUAUUUUCUCUUCUUGUUGGUGGCUCAGCAAAUCCAGGGCUAGAAGAAAUAGCUGACACCGAACUCUUGGAUAAAGUCAAAAAGGCUGAUGAGAUCUCUAAAACACUGCAGGAAUCAAACACUGAAGACACUCCCAAGACUCUGACACAAAUGUACACACACUUUCUCCGCUUUCAGAUCCAGCAGAGCCGCCGGAAAUAUGAUGGAGAAUACACACCAGAUGUUUCCUGGGAUAAAGACACCAUCCUUUCACUGGGGAAACUGGCAUUUCAUCAGCUGGAAGAAAACAACCUGAUCUUUUAUGACACAGACCUGGAAGCCUGUGGUCUUGACGUCUAUAAGGCAUCAGUGUACUCAGGCAUGUGUACCCAGAUCUUUAAGGAGGAAACAGGGAUCGUUCUUGGUACCAUGUACUGCUUUGUUCACUUGAGCAUUCAAGAGUUUAUUGCAGCUCUUUAUGCACAUCUGUUUCUAGACAUCAACAAGACAAGUGUGUUUGAUCAUGAGUCUACAGAACAGGAAAACAGAAAUGAAACCAUGAUUGAUUUUCUCAAGACUGCAGUGGACAAGGCGCUGGAGAGUGACAAUGGACACCUGGACCUUUUCCUUCGCUUCCUCCUCGGUCUGUCACUCCAGUCCAAUCGACGACUCUUACGAGGUCUGUUGACACAGCCAGACGGCACUGACCAGAGCAACAAGGGGAUAGUUCAACUCUUACGAGGUCUGUUGACACAGCGAGACGACACUGACCGGAGGAACAAGGAAAUAGUUCAUUGCAACAAGGAGAUAGUUCAGUACAUCAAGCAGAAAUUAGAAGCUAAUCUUCCUGCAGAGAGAUCCAUCAAUCUGUUCUACUGUCUGAAUGAACUGAACGACCAAACUCUGGUGAACGAGAUUCAGACCCACCUUAGCAAAGGAAGUCUCUCAUCUGGUGACCUUUCACCUGCCCAGUGGUCUGCUUUAGUCUUUGUGUUGUUGACAUCAGAGGAAGAGCUGGAGGAGUUUGAGCUUCAGAAAUUCAAGAAAUCAGACGAGUGUCUCAUUAGAUUAUCGGCAGUCAUUAAAACCUCCAGAAGAGCUCUGUAA
This is a messenger RNA of Pimephales promelas (fathead minnow), 2760 nucleotides long. The record is from RefSeq and is a predicted model, not a curated record. NCBI's taxonomy places the organism in Eukaryota, Metazoa, Chordata, Actinopteri, Cypriniformes, Leuciscidae.